Molecule: messenger RNA, 7764 nt
Organism: Mobula hypostoma (lesser devil ray)
Lineage: Eukaryota; Metazoa; Chordata; Chondrichthyes; Myliobatiformes; Myliobatidae
Product: sialomucin core protein 24-like
Exons: 9
Coding region: 543-1121 (192 amino acids)
Cellular component (GO): cytoplasmic vesicle
Source: RefSeq, a predicted model, not a curated record
GUGACUUUAUUGGACCCGAAGUUUCAGUUUCCCUUUUUCUUUAAAUGAAAGAACUCGCGGGUCAGUCAGCAUCUAUGGAGGGAAACAGACAGGCGACGUUUCGUGGAGUCAUAGUAAAGUUCAGCACAGAAACGGGCCGUUCGGUCCAUCUAGUCCGUGCAGCGAAACAUUUAAACAGCCUACUCCCAUCGACCUGCACCCGGACCGCAGACCACUAUCCCCUCCCAUCCAUGUAACCCGUCCGAACUUCUCUUAAACGUUGAAAUCGAGCCCGACACGGUUCGGGCCGACAUUCUGCAUCAGGGUGAGGAAUGAACUAGAUGGACCGAAGGGCCUGUUUCCGCGCAGGUAGAUGCAAAUACAUCAGAGGCUCUUACGAGUCGUUUGCAUCGGCACGUGGAUACGCUGCCUGACCUGCUGAGUUCCUCCAGCAUUUUGUGCGCGUUGCUCUGGAUUUCCAGCAUCUGCCGAAUCGCUGGUGUCUGGAUUCAUUGAAGCAGCGGCCGGAGACGAAUGGUGUGGCGGCGUGUGGGUGACACGCCAUGAGUCAUACGACGAGAGGCGGAGAGGGGAGGGGAGCCGAGCGGCAGCCCGGGAACAUGAAGCGAGCCGGGAUUGCAGUGGGAGUUUCGGUUUUGCUGCUGUUUUGCCGAGUUGGCGAGGGACAGGCGGCAGAAUGUGCAGAAUUGGAGACCUGUACAUCUUGCAUCACCGGCAAUGCUUUGCUGAAUUUAACAGACUGCGUGUGGGUGCAUUGUCAGUCAGAAAUGCUGUGUAUUGCAAAGGACGCGGACAAUCUGACAGACUGCACUAUCUACAAUGAGUCUUCGACAUGUGACGUUCUACAGCUAACCUCUGUUCCAACCACCACCAUCACUAGCACCACGACCGUCUCCAGUACUACAGCUGUCAUACCAACUACUAAGGAUAUUUCCACCAUGACUGCAGAGCCUGCCCCCACCACAGAGGUCCCAACGACGGCUCCUGUGUACUCGCCCUCCAGCUUUGACCCUGCCAGUUUCAUUGGGGGCAUGGUGCUGGUCCUAGGAGCCGAGGCAGCUUUUUUCUUCGCAAUCAAGUUCUUCAAAGCGCGCGACGGGACCUACCAAACUCUGAUAUAAUCACAGGAUGGAAGAGAGUGGGCUUGAAGUGGCCAAAACACAAACUGCACACUGUUUCCCAACAAACAUUUAAUAACUGAAGUUCUCCUCACUAAUCUGAUACUUGUACAGCAUCUCACUGAAUGGAAUUGCAGUUCUGUUUGCCUUUGACGGGAUGGAUGUAAUUGAUGACGGAUGCAAGGGUAUAUUCUUUGCAUUGCCCCCCAGUAGAACUAAGAAUAUGCACUGGGAAUUUUUAACAAGAAUGUACAUUAAUAAUUUGACUUAACUAUUGAGCCAACCCUUACACAAUGGAGUGUUUUUUAUAUGUGGACUGUUGCUUUGAUCCUGUUUGGUUUAAGAUCCAAGUGCUUAUCCAGUUUUAACAAAAUGUAAUUGUGAAACCAAAUUUAUUCUGUUGCUGUAAAAUCUUUGUCUCUCGAAACUUUGCACAAUGUCUCCUCCACUGGAGAAAAAAAGGCCGUGAGAUUUGUGUUCCAGUGUCAUCGAGAUUCGGGCGCGUAUUUGGCCAUUUGGAGGAUCAGUUGGAGUGGUGUUCGUUACAACAGCAAGCUCCCCCAAGCACAUCAUAUCCAGCCCCUGCUCAGCUUGGCUGUGGUUUCGUGAACCACCUGUUUGUUGGUUAAAUUACUGAAGGUGUUGUUGACAUUCCAAAGUGUGAUUUUUUUCGUCAUCGUUUUUAAGACCAUAAUCCAUGAUAACUCUACCAUUCGAUCAUGUCUGAUUUAUUUUUGCUCUCAGCCCCAUCUCCUGCCUUCUCCUCGAAACCUUUUACACCCUGGCUAAUCAAGAACCUAUCAACCUCUGCUUUAAGUAUAGAUGAUAACUUGGCCUCCAUUUUUUCAUGGCCAAUCCAUUUCCCUCUCAGCCCCAAUCUCCUGCCUUCUCCCCAUAUCCUUUCAUACCCUGAGUAUUCAAGAAUCUAUCAACCUCUGCCUUAAAUAUACCCAAUGACUUGGCCUCCACAGCCUGUGACAAUGAAUUCCACAGAUUCACCACACUCUGGCUACAAAAAUUCCUCCUCAUCUCCGUUCUAUAUGGUCGUCGCUCUAUUCUGAGGCUGUGCCCACUGGUCCUAGAUUCUCCCACUGUUGGAAGCACCCUCUUCACGUCCACUCCACCUGGGCCUUUGAAAGUGCGUAUAUGUCACCAUGUACUCGAGAUUCAUUUUCUUGUGGGCAUUUACAGGAAAAUAAGGAAAUACAUUAGAAUUUGUGGGGGAAAAAAAUCUAUCAUAAACAAGUACUGACAAGCAAAGUGCAAAAGAUGACACGACUCCCUUGGUUGCCAGGAGUAACUGUCGUUACUGAAGACAGAUAUUCUCACACUAAAUGGAACCCUGUAGUCUUUAGGUGGGUGGGGUUAAACAAUUUAGAUCCUUAUACUGGUAGUCCUUUCUGAACUUCUGUUCUUGUGGGAAAAGUUGAACUCCCAGUUUAAUCUGGACAUGUGUAAAUCCAUUGUCCAUUUUGAAUCAAUGCCUGCUAUUCUUUAAUUCCCUUUGGAGGUAGCAGGAGUGUGCUGCCAGCAGUCCAGGGGGGUAUCAGGUAACAUCAGGAGUGGAGGAUCUAUGCACCACUCACCCACAUCUGUCCUCCCAGAACAGGGAUGCAAAUGUACCUUGUUUAAUUACUGACAGCGCCCCGUCCCUGAGGACCCGAGGAUUGAUGAUCCAAAGCUUUGGUGGUGUAAGAUUUGUGGCCCAGUAAUGUGGUGAGGUGUAUGGCAUGAUAGCACAGUAUCCACUGGCAGCUCACUCCACACUCACACCCCACUCCGACUGGAAAAGUCCCUGACUUCUAACUUUAAACGUUAAACUAAUGGGACUCUGAAACUCCGGCCCACUUUGAGUUUACUUUAAGCGUGAUACACAUGUGCCUUGCUUGAAGUAAACAUGAAGUUAGACCUGCAUUUCAGACUCCUGAGUUUUCCUUCGUAUUAGUUUAAUGUUUUGAAAUUACAAUACGUAACAGUUCCCCUUAAAUAUUGUACCUUUCACCCUUAACCUAUGACCUCCAGUUCUAGUCUCACCCAACCUCUGCAGAAGAAAGCCUGCUUAGAUUCACCAUAUCUACAACCCCCCCCACCCCAUAAUUUUGUAUACCUCUAUCAAAUCUCCCCUCACCCUCCUAUGCUCCAAGCAAUAAAAUCCUAACCAAUUCAACGCUUCUCCACGUGUUUCCUCCUUGAGAAAUGCACUGGGAUGUUGUUGUCACCUUCUUAUAAUAAUGCCCUUCAUCUGGGGCGCUAUGGUGGCGUAGCGGUUUCCGCAAAACUAUUACGGCUCGGGAUGUCAAAGUUCAGAGUUCAAUUCCAGGGUCCUCUUUAAGAAGUUUGUACGUCCUUCCCAUGAGCCUGUGGGUUUCCUCCAGAUGCUCUGGUUUCCUCCCACAGGGGAAAGACGUAGAUGUUGGUAGGUUAAUUGGACAUUAUAAAUUGUCCUAGGGUUAAACCGGUUUGUUGCUAGGUGGUGAGGCUCCUUGAGCUGAAACGCCCCGUUCUGUGCUGUACUUCUAAAUAAAAAAUUAAUAAUUUUUGAGGUCCCAUUAUGAACAAUUUAUUUCCACAUUAUUAUGGUCCCAUUCAACAUUUAUGAACACCCUCUUGAUAUUCAUCACACACACCUUUAACCUACUGGCACCUCAGACACUUUACCCUGUGGAUAAAUACAGAAUCCUGUGCUGUCUAACGUAAGCAAAUCUGGUAGCUUUUAAUGGGACCAGAUUUUGCUGUUUGCACCUCUUCCGCCACUUCUGAAUGAAUGGGGCAAACCCUCAAAGUCCAAAGUAAAUUUUAUUAUCGGAGUACAUAUAUGUCACCAUAUACAGCCCUGAGAUUCAUUUUCCUGUGGGCAUACUCGGCAAAUCUAUAGAAUAGUAACUAUAACAGGAUCAGUGAAAGAUCAACCAGAGUGCAGAAGACAACAAACUGUGCAAAGGAAAAUAUAAAUAAAUAACGACAACACGAGAUAAAGAGUCCUUAAAGUGAGAUCAUUGGUUAAAGUGGUUAAGUCCUUAAAGUGGAACAUCUCAAUGGAUGGACUUGUAAGUAUAACUAUCCCCUUUUAUUCAGGAGCCUGAUGGUUGAGGGGUAGUAACUCAGACUUGCUGUUUGAUUUAUCUGAAGGAACAACAGGCUGAUCAUAAUUCUUGUAUAUAAGCAUUUCUCCUCUUCUCUGUUCAGAAUGGGUGUCCCUCUAUUCUGAGGCUGUGUCCUCUGGUCUUAGCCUCCCCCAGUAUAGGAAACAUCCUCUCCACAUCCACUCUAUAGAGGCCUUCCAACAUUCGAUAGUUUUCAAUGAGUUCACCCCUCAUUCUUCUGAAUUCCAGUGAGUACAGGCACAGAGCCAUCAAAUCCUCCUCAUAUGACAAGCCUCUCAAUCCCAGAAUCAUUUUCAUGAGCCUCCUUUGAAGCCCUUCCAAUAUCAGGACAUCCCCUUCUUAGGUAAGAGUCCCAAAAAUGGUGCAUGUUAGGGAAAUUUCAUGGUGAUUUUCAUGAUCAGCAGCCCAGAAUCCAUAAAGAUACACCCAAAGGCAUUUAGGAAGCAAAAUCUUUGUUGUCCAGUAUAAUUCUGUAGUCAAGUAUAUCUAGAUUUCAACCCAGAGGGUGGGAAUAAUUUCCAACCAAGAGGGAGAGACUACCUUAUGUUGAUCUACUUGCGCUCGUGCAGAGUAAAGCAAGGAGGCUUUGAGAAUAUCAUGUCAUUUUUAUAAAUUGGUUUAUUAUUGUCAUGUGUACCAUGGUACAGUGAAAAACUUUAUUUUGCAUGCCAUCUAUACAAACCAUUUGUACUUUGAGGUAGUACAAGGCAAAAAUGCAGAUUAGCGCCACAACUACAGAGUGCAGUGCAGGUAGACAAUAAAGUGCUGGAUCACAACGAGAUAGAUUGUGAGGUCAAGAGUCCACAUGAUCCAAUUGGGGAACAAUUCAAUAACCUUAUAGCAGUGGAGUAGAAGCUGUCCUUCACCCCAGUGGUACAUGCUUUCAGGGCCUUUGGAUCUUCUGCCCAAUGAGAGGAGGGCAGAAGAGAGAAUUGGUGUCUCUGUGAUGCUUUGGGCAAAGGUCUAGUGACAAAUGUGCCCUAAAAACACCCAUUAGGCAUUAAUCUCAAAGUACAUUUAUUAUCAAAGUAUGUAUACAUUAUGCAUCCUUGCGUUUCACCUCCUUACAGGCAGCCGCUAAAAAAGAAACGUAACAGAAUCCAUUAAAAAAAGACCAACAAACACCCAAUGCAAAGAGAGAGAGAGAGAAAUAAAGUAUCUAAUGAACUUGCUACCUUGAACUUCCUCUUGAACAGGGGUUCAAAACUUUUUUUAUGCCUUGAACCAAUGCCAUUAAUCAAGGGGUCAGUGGACCCCAAGUUGUGAACCCCUGAUCUAGAUUCUAGAUGUAGCAUUUGGUCCACCCAAACCAGAGUUGGCAUGAGCUGGUGAGAAGGGAGAAACUGAACUUCUUUAGGUUUAUUCACAAAUGGAAUCUGGAUUACACCAGGAACGCUGCCCACGUUUCAAACCCUCUUGCCACACCAAAGCAUCCCAGUUCCUGGAUGGGAAUGUCUAAUGCCAGAGGGCAUGCAUUGAGUGUGAGUGGGUAGGUUGAAAGGGGAUGAGAGGGUUAAGUUUUUUACUCAGAGAGUGGUGGAUUCCUGGAAUGUGCUGCCUGGUCUGGUGGUAGAGGCAAAUACAUUAGUGGCUUUUAAGAGACAUUUGGAUGGACACAUGGAUGGGAGGAAGUUGGAAGGAUGUGGACAUUGUGCAGGUGGGAGGGAUUAGCAAUUGGAUGUUAUUGAUUUGUCUUUUAGCUGGUUCAGCACAAUAUUGUGGGCCGAAUGGCCUGUUCCUGUGCUGCACUGGUCUAUGUUCUAUCUUAAUUCUAGUUACUCAUCAUAGAGCAAUCAAAUCGAUGUCGUGCUGAGAGAAGGGUGAAUGUUGGCCUGGUCUAGUACUCAUUGAAACACCUCACUGUGGUCUCUUCUAAUAUUGUCACUGGGGCUGAAGUGGUAUUGUAAGGCCAGCAAUGGUUUGAGUUCAGCUUUCGUUGGGCCACAUUGGAGACGGUUUGUCAACCAGGGCCCUGUGCAGUUAGCAAAUGGGGAAAAACGCACACACACACACACACACACACACCAGUGCUUCAUUCUGGGGUUGGUUUGGUAAUAGUCUCAGUCACCACCCAAUCCUUAUCAACACCACAGGCUGCCAUCUAACGGGCACCUGAGUUUCCUAAAAUAUAGAAGAGAAUCCAAGUUGUAGUGGAGCCUGAUCUUAGACCAUAGGAGCAGAAUUAGGCCAUUCAGCCCAAUGCAUCAGGUUCAGGAAAAGCCAUCAGACACAGGAGCAGAAUUAGAUCAUUUGGCCCAUUGAGUCUGCUCCAGAGCAGACCAUAAAGCCGAAGAGCAGAAUUAGGCCAUUCAGCCCAUCAAUGACCUCCUUGGGUCCACCUCACAUCACCCCUUUGAGCAUGAUACCCCAUCCUCAGUCCCAUUGUACCCAUAUUCAUUGUUCAGUUGGCUUGGCUGCUAGACUAUUUGCAUAUUUUCAUUCAUCUCCACCUUAAUAUAGCAUGAGGCUUUAACAUUGCUGCCCUCCCUAUACAGACUGUGUAUGUCUUAACUACGCAAGAAUAUAAUUCCACGCUACCAACGUCCACGAGGCAUUCAAUUAAUUAAUUUUCCAUUGCUACCCAGUACCAGAUAGAAUAAUAAUUUAACAGCUCCUUCCUGUUGAGGGUUUAAGAUGUUGUUAACCAAUAUCUAGGCUAUGUAUAUCAACAGCACGAACUUCCUAACUGCCUUGUAACUGGCUUUGUUGCACAGAUAUUGUGUUUAAGGUGCCUUGUGUUAAGUAAAUUGUAAUAUUUUCUAUUCUGACUGUGAGUGGAUUUGUCGAGUGCAAUUUUUUCUCCCUUUUUUUGCUCCUUUGGCAAUCAAAGCCGUGGGCAUGGAAGAACCCGUUCCGUUUUUGCUUUUGAUCUUCUCGUCGAAAGCUUUGAUGACAUGUGGUUUCUUUUUCCCGACUUCUAAAAAGACCUCACCAUAAUUUGUCACCAGUGAGGGAGAGUUAUUUAUUUUACAUGGAUGAAUGGAUUGGCCCUUUUUAAAUGUUUCUGUCUUUAACGGUUUUUAUAUAAAUAAUUUUAGGAAACUGCUUGGAUUGUGAUUGCACUAUUUUGAUGACUUGUUGUAUUAUCCAGUACUUGUAUUCUGGUAUGUGAGUAACAUGCCAAUUAUUGCUGUGAUUUUAGUGCAAAAGGAAAAUUAAAAUAUUUGUUGAAAUAACUGGUGGUGUGGUUGCAUUUCUGUUUACAAAUGGUUUAAGACUGUUAUGGAAUUAGAGUAUGUAGGAAACAUUAACUUCAGCAACCAAUCUUCAGACCUGAAUGUGGAUUGUAGAUUAAAUUUAAAAUGCAGUCCUGUUUCCUGGAGCUGUGGACGCCAGUAAAUUGAAAACCCAAACACUGCUGAUUAACAUUCAUUCUGGGUGCCUGGAGUGUGGGUACGAAGAAGGUGGUGUAAAAAUUAUAUGUGAUUCACAGGAAGCAUUGUAAAUACAUUGUAAAUAUAGAAUUGUCCUUUGAUCUUUAGCACAUAUAAUAUGUCAAGUAAUAUUGGGUCGGGAGGCCUCUUCCUCCGAGAGUGCCUCAA